Molecule: messenger RNA, 4478 nt
Organism: Aspergillus welwitschiae
Lineage: Eukaryota; Fungi; Ascomycota; Eurotiomycetes; Eurotiales; Aspergillaceae
Product: putative P-type ATPase
Exons: 21
Coding region: 376-4191 (1271 amino acids)
Biological process (GO): intracellular calcium ion homeostasis
Cellular component (GO): membrane
Molecular function (GO): P-type ion transporter activity; ATPase-coupled monoatomic cation transmembrane transporter activity; ATP hydrolysis activity
Source: RefSeq, a predicted model, not a curated record
CGUGGAGAUAAGACGUCAAGCCGGUCAUAAAGAGCAUCUUCGGACCAUCACUUUAGUCCACGCACAAAUACAGAUCGGGAAAUUACACAUCCUACGCAGUUCUUAACUCUGAGUGUUCAGCGCUAGGAGAUUGACGUUCUCGGCAUGCGAAGAAUCAAAUAAAUCAUUCUAAUUUCCGUCAAUCGCCUGUCGGUGUCAACAAAAAUCGACCUCUACACGGAGUCGAACAGACCUUCAAAAGCGCAUAGGAGGUAUCAUUGUCAAGAUGGAGCGUGAUGUACAACCGCCACUGGAGGCUCGGUCACCCAUGUUUCCAAUUGGGACUGAUCGUCGCCGCAACUCAAUAAGAACUAUAGCGUUGUUUCAGACGUUGAAAUGGCCCGCAACGAGAUAUAUGAUGGACCGAUCUCAGAGAGUAUCCCUUCCAGCAUUGUUUCCUUUUCCCACCGCCGGAACCGCAAGGACUCCACCACAAGCUUCACCUAUUUUCAGGAAGAUCAGGAUCACCCGGACUGGCCAAAUGAAGCUGUCAUAGAUGCCGAAAGUGACGUUGACAACUUAUCUGAUAUUGAGCCGAACGAGUCAAUUAGAUCCUCUAAGCGUCCGUCCUUUUCUCGAGACUCCGUCCAAGACCCCCUUCUACGAAGGUCUCUAUCAGCUUCGUCGCAUGAUUAUUGCCAUAGGGGCGAUCAAAGGGUAAGUCAAAAAGUCCACAUCGUUUCGGAAGACUUGACCAUCGUGAUUGCGGGGUUUUCGACGAGUCCCACCGGCCUGCUAUUGUACUAUCUCUCUUGCCUCUUGUCCCUCGGGGUAUUCUACCUCCUAUUUCGUUGGUUUCCAAAGUACCGAGUCCGUUUGAUGGGGAUGCCAACCCCUCUUCAAAGCUGUCAAUGGGUUGUAAUUGAGGAUCAAUGGAAUCAACUUGACAUUCAUACGGUCCAUACUGAAGUAUACGGUCGUCCCCUCUCCACAGUCUUCAGUCCUAACUACGAGUUCUAUGACGAGGACAACGACCCUACAAUCUCUCAGUUACGGUACAUUGAUUACAGAUAUCUUCGUCUUAUCUACCACCCAGCCGAUGACAAGUUCUGUCUAAUCGGUGGCUGGAAAGACCCUUCCUGGAAGAACGCGAAAGGGAUGAGAGCUGGACUGGAUGCCGAUGACCGUGAUAGCCGCGAACAGGUGUUUGGCAAGAAUCUCAUUGAUAUCCAGCAGAAAACUGCUAUCCAACUUCUUAUGGAUGAGGCUUUCCACCCAUUCUAUAUUUUCCAACUUGCUAGCCUUGUCCUCUGGUCGCUUGACCAGUAUUACUAUUAUGCUGUCUGCAUCUUUUUGAUCUCUGUGAUAAGUAUAAGUGCUACUAUAAUUGAAACCAAAGCAACAAUGAAUCGCUUGAGGGAUAUUUCACUGUUUGAGUGCGAUAUCCGUGUGCUUAGGAAUGGGUUUUGGAGAUCAGUCCCAUCUCGGGAGCUUGUCCCGGGUGAUGUUUACGAAUUUUCUGACCCCUCCCUGAACCAUGUCCCUUGUGACUGUAUCUUGUUAUCCGGUGACUGUAUUGUGAAUGAGAGCAUGCUCACAGGUGAAUCUGUCCCUGUCUCUAAAGUCCCACUAACAGACGAUGCCCUUAAAUACCUAAAUUUGAGUGCACCCUCAAUCCAUCCCGCUCUUGCAAGACAUUUCUUGUUCAGCGGUACGAAAGUUAUUCGAGCACGCCGUCCCCAAGGUGUUGAUGAUGACGAAGCUAUUGCUUUGGCAGUGGUUGUGCGAACAGGAUUCCUGACCACGAAAGGUGCCCUUGUUCGAUCGAUGCUCUUCCCAAAGCCUUCCGGCUUUAGUUUUUACCGGGACUCAUUCCGAUAUAUAUCCGUUAUGGCUAUCAUUGCGAUUUUAGGUUUCGUGGCCUCGUUCAUCAAUUUUAUUCGCCUCGGUCUUUCAUGGCAUCUGAUCAUUGUUAGAGCACUCGACCUGAUUACGAUCGUUGUGCCUCCGGCCUUGCCGGCCACGCUGAGCAUCGGAACCAAUUUCGCUCUCUCACGGCUUAAGGCACAUAAAAUAUAUUGCAUCAGUCCGCAAAGAGUCAAUGUAGGGGGCAAGCUAGAUGUGAUCUGUUUCGAUAAGACGGGUACUCUCACGGAAGAUGGACUGGAUGUACUAGGGGUGCGGAUCGUGGACCACAAUAGAAGAUUCUCCGACCUGCUCCCUAAGCUGUGUCUCGCUUCCCCGACAUCAUCAUAUACGGAUAGCAUUCGAGAUAUGAGCAGGUACAAUAACACCCUUUACACCAUGGCAACAUGCCACUCUUUGAGAGUUGUGGACGGCGAACUUCUUGGGGACCCCCUAGAUGUAAAAAUGUUUCAGUUCACCGGUUGGUCCUUCGAAGAAGGUGGGAGCCAUACUGAAGAAGCGGAUUCCGAGACGAUAUUACCGUCAAUUGCGAGACCACCCCUUAGUGAAAACCACCCCAGUGCUUAUCAGCGACAUAAAAUAGAGGCACCGCUAGAACUCGGCAUUUUGCGUACCUUUGAAUUCGUGUCACAUCUCCGUCGCGCAAGUGUUAUUGUGCGUCAGUAUGGUGACACUGGUGCUAGCACUUUCGUGAAAGGUGCACCGGAAAGUGUGAAGGCCAUAUGUCUCCCGAGCAGCUUACCUCACGAUUUCGACGAGCUCCUGAGUAACUAUACUCACAAGGGCUAUCGUGUCAUCGCUUGUGCGGCGAAAUAUGAGCCAAAACUAAGCUGGAUGAGAGUCCAGAAAAUGGCCCGUGCUGAUGCUGAAUGUGAUUUGGAGUUUCUCGGCUUUAUCAUUUUCGAGAACAAACUGAAGCCAAACACGGCUGAAACUGUUGCUGAGCUUAACAAAGCAGGGAUACGCAACAUAAUGUGUACCGGUGAUAACAUAUUGACUGCAGUAAGUGUUGCUCGCGAAUGCGGUCUAAUUAGUGGAGACGAACAAUGCUUCGUUCCUCGCUUCGUACAAGGCCAUCCUCCUGAUAACGUGUCCGACGACUGUCUUUGCUGGGAAAGUGUAGAUAAUCCAGCAUUGAAGCUUAGCCCGAGUACUCUUAUGCCUUCACUGGAUUCGACGGCUGUAGACUUAUCUAUACCAGGCAAUGCCUGCAGCCUUGGCCAUUACUCUCUCGCCAUUAGUGGCGAGAUGUUUAGGUGGAUCGUGGACUUUGGAAGCGAAUUGCUUAUCAAAAGGGUACUUGUGCGUGGAAAAGUUUUCGCGAGAAUGUCGCCUGAUGAGAAACAUGAACUAGUGGAGAAGCUUCAAUCACUAGACUAUUGCUGCGGAUUUUGUGGCGAUGGUGCUAAUGACUGCGGGGCAUUAAAAGCCGCUGAUGUCGGGGUCUCCCUAUCAGAUGCCGAAGCUUCAGUUGCUGCUCCAUUCACCAGCCGCCGCUUUGACAUAUCCUGUGUUCCGACGCUAAUCAGGGAAGGCCGAGGCGCCUUGGUCACAAGCUUUUGCUGCUUCAAGUACAUGAGCCUUUAUUCAGCAAUUCAGUUUUCAACUGUCAGCUUUUUAUAUGCUUCAGGGUCAAAUCUUGGUGACUUUCAGUUCCUUUAUAUCGACUUAUGCCUCAUAUUACCGAUAGCGAUUUUUAUGGGAUGGACCAAGCCAAACCCUGUACUAUCGCGGAAACGGCCCACUGCUGAUCUUGUAUCACGCAAAGUCUUAAUCCCGCUGCUAGGUCAAAUAACAAUAUGCAUCGUGACUCAAUUAAUCGCAUUCGAGACUGUUAAAUCGCAACCAUGGUUUCAACCCCCUCGGCUAGAUCUGGAGGAAAGCAACAUUGAGAAUUCCGAGAACACUGUGCUUUUCCUGCUUUCCUGCUUUCAAUACAUAUUGUCAAGUGUUGUCCUUAGCGUCGGACCGCCUUUCAGAAGACCGAUGAGCUCCAACAAACCAUUCCUUUCUAUGAUAAUUGUGGAUUUGAUGAUCUCCUGCUACAUGCUGUUCACACCCUCAAAAUGGCUGAAGCGGGUCAUACAAUUGACGUACCUGCCGGGAAGUUUUGCGUGGUGGUUGCUGACACUUGCUGUCAUGAGCUUUUUGUUCUCUUGGCUGGCAGAAAAGGAUCUUUUUCCUAGAUUGGCUCAUUUGCUAGGGCGCGUGUACACAGCGUUGCGACCAGAUCACCCCAAAAAGCGUCGCCAGUACAAGGUACUACUCGAGGAAAUGCAAGGGUAGAUGAACUUCCACUUUUGCAUAUCUCCUAAUAUUUCAAAUAUAUAGUCGUCAUCCUGACUUAAGAGUCUGACUGAAUGGUUCCUUUAAUGACGACAGAAAGCGCGAACCUUUUGUGUUAACAACUCGAUUAAGAUAUCUGAUGUAGUCCUCAAGAAAAUCGAUUGUCUUCCAAUCUCAACAAACCAGACCAUUAUUCAGGUCUGAGAAUAUUCGGCAAUUAAUGGUCCCAUGGAUGCUUCCAACCCAACAAAGCAGGGCCGUCUUUCUUCGCUCUGUACAUCAGCUAU